CAGCUGUAACUCCUGUCAGCUACAAAAUGCACGAGAGCAAUGAGAUUUCCUCUCCAAUUUCAGAGCUUUGUUGCAUUUCUCUUUCUCUUGUCGAAACUCCAGAGAGAGAGAGAGAGGGACGGAAUCAUGGAGUAUGAGCGGAUUGAUAAAGUUCAGAUGGGCAUAAUUUCUCCGAGUAAAUUGAGGCUAAAGCUUAUGGGACCUCACCAUCAGAGAAAAAAGGAUGGAACAAAUAGCAAUUCUUCCAGAACAUCUCCUUGUAGACUAGAAGAUGCAGAAUUCGUGGAGAAUAGCCUAUUAGCCCCCCAAAAUGGAGAUUUUGAGGAGGAAGGUGGCCUGAAAGAUCUGCCAAGUGCUUCCUCUCAUAUUGCAGCUCCCAGAGUAGAAGCAUCCUCAGUGAAAUUAUCUUCCAAGGGGGUAUCAAAUUCUGGUCAAGGCGAUACUCUUUCCAAGCCAAAGGACAUACUAAUUCCUAAAGAAACUGGGGACAUGGGUCGGGUCAAAAUUCAGCAAUUCUCAAGAUCUGGUAGCAGUAACUCAACAGUUCACCCUGUUAAACCUGUAGAAGAAGAUAAUCCAGAUUAUGACAGCAACGCUAGUUCAUCUAGCUUUGAGUUUCAUAAAGGAGAGAGGUGCUUGUACAAUCCAAUGAUGAGACCCUUUUCUCGUCCUGUGCCAUCUAAGUGGAAUGAUGCAGAGAAAUGGAUAAUGAGCAGGCACCCUGCGCAUCCAAAUCAUUCUAAGAAAACCAUUUUGCAAAAUCAAAAAGUUGGGCAACCAGCUACCAAUUUAGUGAGAGUUGUUCCGGAAUUGACAAGCUCUGACCACAAGGUAUCGGUUCUUCCCGUAUCAGAUACAAAACAGAUUGAUUCCUGUUAUGCAACUCCACGCAUAGGGAUGGAGAAGUUCUCUUUUGUUAGCUCUGGGGCUCAUCCCAUUUCAGGUGCAGCAAAUGUGACAAAUUUUUCAGUCGAUCCGUGUCCUUUUAGUCAAGACAAGGAUGUUGAUCAUAAGGAAUUAUCUGGGUCAGAGAGACCCACAACAGAUAUAACAGUAUUUCCUACCAUCAGAGCAGUAUCAAUGAGAGAUAUGGGAACAGAAAUGACACCAAUCCCAAGUCAAGAGCCUUCAAGGACUGCAACUCCUGUAGGAGCCACAACCCCACUCCGAAGCCCAAUAUCUUCAAUCCCAUCUACUCCCAGAAGAGGUGAACCAGCAUCUACACCUGUGGGGGCCACCGCAGACGAUGAAGCAGAAUCCCAAAAAGGAUAUAACAAGGACCUAUCUGAGGAAGAGAUGAAACUUAAGACACGUAGAGAAAUUGUGGCUCUUGGUGUUCAACUUGGCAAGAUGAACAUUGCAGCAUGGGCUAGUAAGGAUGGGAUGGAAAAGAAGACUCCUCCAACUGAACCUGUUGAUCCAGAGCAUCUGAUUAAGAUUGAAUAUGAAAACCGGGCAGCUGCAUGGGAAGAAGCUGAAAAAUCCAAACACACAGCCAGAUACAAGCGUGAAGAAAUCAAAAUUCAAGCAUGGGAAAGCCAGCAAAAGGCAAAAAUAGAAGCAGAAAUGAGGAGACUAGAGACCCAGAUAGAAAAAAUGAGAGCCCAAGCUCAAGAGAAGAUUAUGAAGAAGAUAGCUAUUGCAAAGCAACGAUCAGAACAAAAGAGAGCUGCUGCUGAAGCCAAAAGGAAUCGGCAAGCAUCAAGAACUUCAGCACAAGCAGAGUAUAUUCGCCAAACUGGUCACAUUCCAUCAUCCCAUUUCACCUGUUGUAAUUGGUUGUAAUAAGAUUUCAGACAGUUUAUGGAAGUUGCUCUUCUCGUACCAGUGGCAAGUCAUAACAGUCAACUACUCUCUUUUGAUUUUAUUUACAUGAUGAGAAUAUGUUUCUCAAUUUUGGAGAGUUAUCUCUGUUUGUAAGUUGUAUACGCGAAAAGUAAAUAUAUAGCAAUUGAUGUGACCAUUGUAGUAAAUU
Nelumbo nucifera (sacred lotus) is the source of this 1975-nucleotide messenger RNA. RefSeq lists its product as uncharacterized. NCBI's taxonomy places the organism in Eukaryota, Viridiplantae, Streptophyta, Magnoliopsida, Proteales, Nelumbonaceae. The record is from RefSeq and is a predicted model, not a curated record.